AUGGACAAUAAAAGAAAAACCCUCGAUUCUUAUUUUUCUUCGUCUACUCAAAAGAAGAGUAAAUCAAUAGUGUCGCAAUCUGAUGAUGGUAAUAAUCAAAAUAUUACUUUACAAUCAUGUGAUUCACAUACAUCUCGUGUUACUAUUAAUGAUGAACCUGUUGAAACUUCUCUAAUGAAUUCGUCUCAAAAUGUUAACGUUGAAAAAGAGCAAAACGUGCAGUCUGAAGAAAAGCGAGUUGGUGAAGUAUCUGCUGAUGUUAUCGAUAUUAGUCGCUCAUGUCAAAAUCCACCUACUCAACCUAAACUAGCUUCAUAUCCAAGAAAUAAUGAAAAUAGAUCGUUUACGGCAAAGUGGUAUGAUGGACGUCCGUGGUUAGAAUAUUCAAUCAAAACAGAUACUUGUAACAGUUAUUAUUGUCGACAUUUUGGCGCACCAUCAUCAUCGUCAAAUAAAAAACCUCAAACUGAUGCCUUCGUCAAUAACGGAUUUCAAAAUUGGAAAAAAGCUCUUGAUAAAUCGAAAGGCUUUGACAGACAUCUACAAAGCAACGGCCAUAUUUUAGCCGCCAAUAACUAUGCAAUUUAUCAACAAAGAGAACAAACACAACAUAAUGUUAUACAAGUAUUAGGCAGAAGUCGAACUGAACAAAUUCGUCGAAAUCCAGAACGAUUUAUUAAAAUUGCAUCAGCUUUACUAUUAUGUGCAAGACAAACAAUUGCAAUUAGAGGACAUGAUGAAAGUGAAAGUUCUUCAAAUAAAGGCAAUUUCCUUGAAAUACUGAAAUGGGCUUCUUCAACCGAUCCAGUUGUAAAAUCGCUUUUUGAAGAUACGACAGGAAACUCGACGUAUCUUUCAGGAGGUAUUCAAAACGAAUUAAUCAAAAUUAUGGCUGAUCAAGUUAAACAACAAAUAACAGAAAAGAUUAGAGGAAAUAUGUUCGCGUUGUUGGCCGAUGAAAGUCGUGAUAGUGGUGGCCACGAACAGCUGUCAAUAGUCGUACGAAUAGUGGUGCAUACAGAUGAUGAUAAAGAUAUUAUUCAAGAAUACUUUCUUGGUUUGAUUCGAUUACAUGAAUUCGAUGCUCAGACAUUAUCUAAUGAAAUUGCGAAUUGUUUAAUAAAAUAUGGCAUUAAAU
Didymodactylos carnosus is the source of this 1138-nucleotide messenger RNA. Lineage: Eukaryota; Metazoa; Rotifera; Eurotatoria; Philodinida; Philodinidae. The record is from the annotation of a GenBank genome assembly.